CCGAUUUAGUCGUUCCCAACGCGAAACACCGAGCGCGCCGUCCGAAAGUUGCACACACAACGUUCGUCCAAUAAAUAAAUAUUGUAAAUUAUUAUUGUAAACGUGCGCACAGACUUUAUUCAGAUAAAAAACAUCACAACAACAAUCGUGCAGUAGUCGUCGCGAGUGCGUUAAUUUCGACUCGUACGUACAAAAACGAAUUAUUCCGCGGUAUUUAUUAUAAUAUUAUAUAAUACGUUAUUAUUAUUUAUAUUUUAUUUUCAACCGAUUCUAGUCCCUUGUGAUCCCCGUACGAAUUAACACUAUAGUACAAUACUUUUAUUGUUGUUGCUGAUGUUAUUGUUAUUGUAAACAAAAGAGUUUUUACAUCGACCGGUAUCCGUUUUAACGUAAUCGUCAAGACGAAAUUACCGCACACAAUAUCUUUGAAAUAUCGUGGUCACGACAAGCGCAUUUUUAAAUAAUAUCCGUUUUGCGGCGCGCGCGCGUACGUACUCCAUCGCCAGUCCCACACCACUGCGGUGAUACGGAUAAACACUGUUGUUUUCCAGUCAAUUUCUCAGCGUCACUCCGUUUCCUUUUGAUGAGUCAAGAAUGGAAUUGAGACGACCGAAUUGCUGUAAUUUGUUGAACAGUGUCAAAGAUUUAAACCCGUUGGAUUAAAUGAUGGCUUCUCCUACGCCGUCUCUAGAUUCGUUAUCCGGAUUCAACACGUUCGGCCCGGACUACAAUAGAUCAUUGUCAUCUAGCCACUCACCAACCGACUCAGAUAGCAGCGGUUCGGGCGUGUCCACAGGUGGCAGUGGAACAAGCAACAACACUGGUCCCCGCAAAUGCCAGUUGUGCCAUGAGAUAUUCUCAAACCCGCGAGUGCUCCCUUGUCUGCACACUUUCUGUCACGCCUGCUUAGAGAAUAACCAGGACCAACCUGAGAAAAUCACGUGCCCCAACUGUCACCAGGAGUGUAUCCUUUCAAACCGCGGAAUAUCCGGACUGUUGCCAGACUUUACCGUAAACGGUUCGAUCGAGGUGAACCCUGACAAGUUUGCGGGAGUGUGCAAAGGCUGCAAGAAUCUCAACACAAACGUUGUGGCAUACUGUUACGACUGUCAGCAAACGCUGUGCGCAAACUGCAUGAUGGCCCAUCAAUUCAUGAAUUGUUUCGAAGACCACCGUCUGCACGGUCUGACGUUUGAGAACGGCGAUGACACUAAGAAUGCGUUCAUACCGACUAGCGUGGGCGACCGCGUGGUGUUCUGCUCUCGUCACAAGAACGAGUCGCUCAAAUACUUUUGCCGCACGUGCAACGUGCCCGUGUGCAAGGAGUGCACGCUCAGCGAUCAUCAGUUCAGCAUGCAUGACGUGGAGCACCUGAGCGACAUUGGCGUCAAGCUACUGGACAUACUCAACGGAACGGUACAGGAGAGCAAGGUCAAGGCGACCGACAUCCGCAACAUGGUCAAGAACAUCGAACACACAUCCAACAAGCUGCAGGUUCAGUAUCACAAAGCACAGAACGAAAUCAACGAGACGUUUGCGUUUUACCGGUCCAUGCUCGAGGAGCGCAAACAGGAGCUGCUGAAGGAGGUGGAGAGCGUGUACAGCGCCAAGCAGUUGACGCUUAAUGAGGCGUCGCAGAAGGGUUUGGAAGUGGUGGACAAGAUAUACCAGACGGGUGAGUUCGUUGACCGUCUGACCAAAAACGCCAAUGUGGUCGAGUGCUUGCUGUUCAAGAAACUUCUGGACUCCAAGUUACAGUCGUUGAUGAGCUACGAACCCGAUAACAACGUGCAGAACAUCUGCGAUCUAGAAUUCGUAUCCAACUAUCAGGCCAUACAGGUGGGCGUGCGGAACACGUUCGGGUACGUGCGGUCCAGCACCGAGCUGGGAGUGAUCGGGCCAGGCAAACAGCCGCCGAUCGCCCGUCCGACAAACGGUUCGUUGAUGAACGGAAAUUCGGCAAUCAUCACCAACGGUUGCAUGAACGGCGGCGGGCCCACGGACUUGCUGCAACAGCACAACGGCGGCAACUGCACCAACGGUGGAGGCGGCAACGGAGGCAUCAUCGAACGUCCUUACUCCAACGGACUGACGUCCACUAGCCCGCUGUCGUCCGGCCAGUACGACACCAACAACAUACUUUCCAAACGGUUUAACAGCGUCAACAGCUUGGGACCGUUCUCGGCCAGCUCGAUCGGUGACUUGAACUUGAACGCCAUCGGCAACAUGAACGGCAUCAACGGCAUGGGCGGCGGCAACGGCGGUAACGGCGGCGGCGGCGGUGGAGGUGGCAUGAACAGCAUCAACCCGUACGAGAAGUGGUCCAACGGCGGUAGCGGUGACAUAUUCCAAAACGGCAGCUCCGACUUCCCGCUGACCAUCGACAACAACGACUCCAUACUGGACCUGUCCAGCAAGCUGUUCACCGCGUCCAUAUUCCCGCCAAAGUCGCAAAUCAAGCGUCACAAAAUGAUCUACCACUGCAAGUUCGGCGAGUUCGGCGCCAUGGAGGGCCAGUUCACCGAGCCCAGCGGCGUGGCGGUGAACGCGCAGAACGACAUCAUCGUGGCGGACACCAACAACCACCGGAUCCAGAUAUUCGACAAGGAGGGCCGGUUCAAGUUCCAGUUCGGCGAGUGCGGCAAACGGGACGGGCAGCUGCUGUACCCGAACCGCGUGGCCGUGGUCAAGCCGUCCGGCGACAUAAUCGUCACCGAGCGGUCGCCCACGCACCAGAUCCAGAUCUACAACCAGUACGGACAGUUCGUCCGCAAGUUCGGCGCCAACAUACUGCAGCACCCGCGCGGCAUCACCGUCGACAACAAGGGCCGCAUCGUGGUGGUCGAGUGCAAAGUGAUGCGCGUCAUCAUCUUCGACCAGGCCGGCAACGUGCUGGUCAAGUUCGGGUGCUCCAAGCACCUGGAGUUCCCCAACGGCGUGGUGGUCAACGACAAACAGGAGAUAUUCAUAUCCGACAACCGGGCACACUGCGUCAAAGUGUUCAACUACGAGGGCCAGUAUUUGCGGCAGAUCGGCAGCCAGGGCAUCACCAACUAUCCGAUCGGCGUGGGCAUAAACGCCUCGGGCGAGAUACUCAUCGCCGACAACCACAACAAUUUCAAUCUGACCAUAUUCACGCAGGAGGGCCAGCUGGUGUCCGCCCUCGAGUCCAAGGUCAAGCACGCCCAGUGCUUCGACGUCGCCCUCAUGGACGACGGUUCCGUCGUGCUGGCCAGCAAGGACUAUCGGCUGUACAUCUACCGUUACAUUCAAAUACCUCCGAUGUUAAUGUAGAUCUCAUUAUUAAGCAUUCCUAAAAAUUAAAUCGAAUCGAGUCGCCAUGAAAAAAAAAAAAAAUGUCAACAGUAUUUUUUUUUUACUUUGUUAAAAAAAAGAUCUGUUUACGUUUUUUUUCUUUUCUUCUCCCCCACCCAAACUUAAAAAAAAAGUUGUUCGCUCUCUUUGUGUCCACUGCUCAUCACACAUUAUUUUGUUAUGCAAAAAAAAAAAAAAAGAAUGUCGCAGGUUUGUGCGCAUUUAUUA
Messenger RNA from Melanaphis sacchari, 3543 nucleotides. RefSeq names its product brain tumor protein (gene brat). NCBI's taxonomy places the organism in Eukaryota, Metazoa, Arthropoda, Insecta, Hemiptera, Aphididae. Gene Ontology annotation, molecular function: protein binding; mRNA 3'-UTR binding; translation repressor activity. The coding region runs from base 664 to 3294 and encodes 876 amino acids. The transcript has 3 exons. The record is from RefSeq and is a predicted model, not a curated record. Gene Ontology annotation, biological process: negative regulation of translation.